Molecule: messenger RNA, 1575 nt
Organism: Serendipita indica DSM 11827
Lineage: Eukaryota; Fungi; Basidiomycota; Agaricomycetes; Sebacinales; Serendipitaceae
Source: the annotation of a GenBank genome assembly
AUGUCUGAAGCUCCAGCACUCCGCAUCGUCCCAGGCGCUCCUCCGCCGGCGCCGCUCUCCAAAACGCAAAAGAAGAAGCGCAGAGCGCAAGGAAAGGGCGAGGGAGCGCAUGAUCAAAUGGACUCUCCGCUGCUCACAAACGGCGUCAAUUCUGCCAUCGAGUCUGCGCUCGUCGACAGCGUGCCCGCGACCAAGAAUCUCAACACGGCACUCGUCACCAAACCAGAAGAAGUUGCAAACGCAGCUAUUGCAAGUGGUGCUGCAAGUGAUAUCGUCCAGGCUACAGGAAUUCUCCCUUCGCCCGUCAAAAAGACGAGCGCAGUUGUCGAACUCGUCAACAAGCGUCACAGGGCGCUCCAUAAGAAAAUUCAAAGGAUCAAGGAAUACUCUCAUAAACCCGUCGAGAGUCUGAAUGAAGACCAAAAGAAGUCUCUUGCUACCCUCCCAGCGCUUGAAGCUAGCUCCAAAGAGGUAGAGGGUGUCCGCGAGGCGAUCGAGCUUCACGAGGCAGAAGAACAUGCAAACGAGGCACGCCGCGCCGCAGAAAUCGAGGCUAUUGUCAAACAACGAAUUGCGGACGCUGUGGCAGAAGCUCGUGCGACGGCGGUUUCUCGUGCGGUCGAACUGGUCACUCUACUUCGGGAACUCCCUCGGCUAUCAACAUCCUCCGAGUGUCAAGAACUCGGCUCGGCAUUGCAAGAGACGGAUCAAAGCAAGCUCGAGACGACUGUCGGACUGUUCCUCGCUGGUCAGGGUGACUACUCGAAAGUAUCAGCUGCCCUCAAUGCUCACCUCCACCCACCCUCGCCCACCGGUACCCCCGCUCCAGAAGAACAACCCGAACCAGAGACAACAGACCCCGCUCCUGUACCGUCUGGCGUCAUCGGUGGUAUCCCGGCUUCGGCACCAGUUGGCGGUUCAUAUCACUUUAUGCAAGAAAGUGAGCUCGAACCAUCGACGCCAUUCGACGAGGGAGCCGAGUGGGUGGAACAUCCAGAGGAACAAGCUGCCGAGGAGCCAUCUCAAGCAGCCCCCGUAGAAACCCAGACCGCUACUGCUCUGGACUGGGCGGCUGAAGAUCAUGGUGACCUCCCGCCAAUCUCUGGCCUGCAAGAACACUUUGGCGCUUCUGGGCAAGCUACCCCUGUCGUUGACGCACCACCGACCGACCUCCAGGCGAGCUCUGCCGAAUGGGCUGCCGUUCCUGACGAGUAUGGUGCGAAAGAGACCAAGGAGGAUGAAUCAGACGGGUUCACCACAAUACCAUCGAAACGCGGCCACGGCGACUCGCGGGGUGGAGAUCGUUCGCGAGGGCGUGGGUACCGUGGUCGUGGUGGCGCUGGUGGCGAUUGGAGGUCUGGGUCUGGAUAUGGAUCUGGUGGAGAGGGUCAUACUGGUCGUGGUGGCUAUCGUGGUGGUGGAGAGAAUCGUGGCCGAGGCGAGUAUCGCGGCCGUCCUCGAGGAGAGUGGCGUGGUGGCCGGGGAGAAUACAGGGGCCGAGGAGAAGGAAGAGGGGAGGGACGAGGCGGCUACCGUGGUCGUCCAGCUCCAGCUCCAGCAUCCGAUGCUCAAUGA